Messenger RNA from Vigna umbellata (rice bean), 1521 nucleotides. Its product is annotated as cytochrome P450 71D9-like. NCBI's taxonomy places the organism in Eukaryota, Viridiplantae, Streptophyta, Magnoliopsida, Fabales, Fabaceae. The record is from RefSeq and is a predicted model, not a curated record. Gene Ontology annotation, molecular function: iron ion binding; oxidoreductase activity, acting on paired donors, with incorporation or reduction of molecular oxygen; heme binding.
AUGGCUGAAUUAGUCCUCUACGUUUCUGGUCUUUUCUUCUUCAUCUUCGUAAGUAUCGUACUGAGAAAAAUAGGAAACACAAAAGCUGAGGAAACAUCUCGUAAGAUGCCGGAUGGACCUCGAAAGCUACCUAUCAUAGGUAAUAUACAUAAUCUUUUAUGCUCUCAGCCCCAUAGAAAAUUAAGAGACCUGGCCUUAAAACAUGGACCCUUGAUGCAUCUUCAACUUGGAGAGGUUUCUACCAUUGUCAUUUCAUCCCCUGAGUGUGCUAAGGAAGUGAUGAAAACCCAUGAUAUUAACUUUGCCACAAGGCCUAAAGUCCUAGCUAUUGAUGUAAUCAGUUACAACUGCACAAGCAUAGCCUUUGCUCCUUAUGGAAAUUAUUGGAGGCAGUUAAGAAAAAUUUGCACAUUGGAGCUUUUAAGCCUAAAACGUGUCAAUUCAUACCAGCCAAUCAGAGAAGAGGAUGUCUUCAAUCUUGUCAAAUGGAUAGAUGCGCAUAAAGGAUCCCCCAUCAACCUCACUGAAGCUGUUCUUUCAUCAAUUUAUACAAUUGCUUCAAGGUCUGCCUUUGGAAAGAAAUGCAAAGACCAUGAGAAAUUUAUAUCAGUGAUUAAAGAAACCACAAAACUUUCUGCAGGUUUCAACAUAGGUGAUUUCUUUCCUUCUGCUGUUUGGCUGCAACUUGUCACUGGUUUGAAACAUAAGCUUGAGAGGUUGCAUCAACAACUUGAUCAGAUACUGGAAAACAUUAUCAGUGAGCAUAAGGAGACAAAGUCUAAGGCCAAAGAUAACGAGAUUGAAGCAGAAGAUCUUGUGGAUGUUCUCAUACAAUAUGAGGAUGGUAGCAAGCAGGAUUUUUCCUUAACUAGAAACAAUAUCAAGGCCAUUAUUCUGGAUAUUUUUGCUGCUGGAGGUGAGACAUCAGCAACAGUCAUAGAUUGGGCAAUGGCUGAAAUGGUAAAGGAUCCGAGAAUAAUGAUGAAAGCACAAUCUGAACUGAGAGAGGCGUUCGGAGAGAAGGGAAUGGUUGAUGAAAAUUCCCUCAAUGAAGUCAAAUAUUUGAAACUAGUUAUCAAAGAGACCUUGAGAUUACACCCUCCAACUCCUCUUUUGCUUCCAAGAGAAUGUGGUCAAACAUGUGAGAUACAUGGUUAUCACAUACCUGCCAAAAGCAAGGUCAUAAUCAAUGCUUGGACAAUUGGAAGAGAUCCAAAUUAUUGGACUGAGCCAGAGAGAUUUUAUCCUGAAAGAUUCAUAGAUAGCAGUAUUGACUAUAAAGGAAGUAAUUUUGAGUUCAUUCCUUUUGGAGCUGGAAGAAGGAUCUGCCCAGGCAGCACAUUUGCUCUGAGAACUAUUGAACUUGCCCUUGCAAUGUUGUUGUAUCACUUUGAUUGGAAACUUCCCAGUGGAAUCACAAGUGAAGAAUUGAACAUGAGUGAGGUGUUUGGACUCACAAUGAGAAGAAAAGAUGAAAUGUACCUGGUCCCUUUUCCUUAUCAUCCUUUGCCUGUCACAUGA